GAUUCCGACGAGGAUCCACCGGCUGCAGUCAAGUGGAGCUUCGGAGAUUACGGCCCCGAGACCCACGCGCUGGUCACCCAGUUCAAUGGCAGGGAGACGGCGACCGGAUCCUGCUUGGCGUUCGCACCUAGGAACAAGACCGGCAGCAACAACCAGGCGACCCAGGAGGAUUGGCAAGCAGAGACCAAGGACGACUUUAUCAAACUGGAGCCCUGGGCAGUGCCUUGUGGCAACCAGUGGAUGAAGGACCAUUGGGACAAGUGGCAGGGGUAUUCCUUUUACUCGGUGGACGCUUCAAUAGAAAAAUGCCUGACGGUGACUUUCUCGUUGAGCAUGCAGCCUGUGGUCGCCUUCGUGGGUGGCAUCCAAUUCGACUUGCUGCCCGGGCCGCUGGCCGAGAUCGACACACAAGUCUGCUGGCCACGGCACCAGCCGGGUGGGCUGGACCUGAGCGUGUUGCGGUCCGUCAUCAAGUCGAACGGCGUGAUGCUCUUCAGCCGGACACUUCGUCUGCACAAGAG
Messenger RNA from Symbiodinium necroappetens, 521 nucleotides. Lineage: Eukaryota; Dinophyceae; Suessiales; Symbiodiniaceae. The record is from the annotation of a GenBank genome assembly.